This is a messenger RNA of Thermothelomyces thermophilus ATCC 42464, 5407 nucleotides long. RefSeq lists its product as uncharacterized. Gene Ontology annotation, cellular component: nuclear pore; nuclear pore inner ring. Bases 113 to 5317 code for a protein of 1734 amino acids. The record is from RefSeq and is a predicted model, not a curated record. Gene Ontology annotation, molecular function: structural constituent of nuclear pore. NCBI's taxonomy places the organism in Eukaryota, Fungi, Ascomycota, Sordariomycetes, Sordariales, Chaetomiaceae. Gene Ontology annotation, biological process: nuclear pore organization. The transcript is spliced from 4 exons.
CUGACACAUUAAGUAUCGUCCGACGACUACGAGUACCCCGAGGACCCUGAGCUCCAGAAACGCGGUUGCGGCUCCAAGAGAAUGCGCAGCGCCGUCCUUCACCCCGCCGACCAUGUCUGAACUGCGCGCACUCGAGGCCCUUCAAGCCCUGCACGGGGAGCUGGUCGCUGUCCGCCAGCACCGGUACGAGGGCCUGCCGGUCCUGGAACAGCUCCUGGACGCGCAAGCCGACGCGUUCAAAAAGCUGAUCGACAAGCCUCCGCGAAACUCAGCCCACAGACAAUCCCUAGGGACUGGGAAGGUCAAGAUUGACGAAGACGAGUACGCGAUCAACGAUGACUUCGUCAAUGACUGCCUCAAGGUUGCCGACGACCUGGACCUGGACGAACUGGAGGCGGCGAGGAUUCUGCUGGACUGCGAUGCCGAAGGCGACACCGAGACGCAAAGCCGUCCGUUGUGGGAAUGCGCCGUCAUUCGUUUCCACCAGGAGCGCAGGUACCUUCUCGACUGCAUGCGCCUCAUUUGCGAGAUAGCGGCCGACGACGAGCUUGAACCGGAGCUACAGGACUCCUUCGGCGCCAUUGCCGAGGAGAAGGUGUUUGGCAUUCCGCCACCUGGGUCAAGGGCGGGGGAGGCUGUGAAGAAGGCUGUGCCGAGGUUCAUGGAGGCCAUGCAGAGUGUGCGGUCCAUGCUGCAUAGCAUGAUGGAGAAGGCCACGGGGCGGAGCUUGCUGCAGCAGGCCGACCUCGUGCGGGCGCCGGAAAACCAAGAAACGUUCGACUUCUCGCGCGCAAGCCUCGUGGAGCAGCACGAAUGUCUGGCAGCAAUUCUACACGCCGCCGUCGAGAAACGUCAUGCGACCGUCAAAGAUUUUCAAGACUUCAUCGAGACCCUGAGGAGGGUUGACAAGUACGACCACUUUCUCGUGCACCUGUUCCCAGUCCUCGCGGCGUAUAUCUCAGCGUUCGGCUCCACCGAGGGAGUGAGCGAUCUCCAGCAAGCCCGCCAGCUGAACGGGGUAGUCAUCAAGCCGACCGACGACGCCUGGGCCCUUCCACAUCUUGGCGCCGCCGUCCGGGCAUGGUGGAUUGCCGAGUACAGUGAAUGGUACUUGGACGACACCAUCUACGACUUUCAGGGGAUCAACCUCGACGAGGAAGACGAGGAGAGGAACAAACAAUUCAUGGAGGCGCUAAAGGAGGGUGCCUUCGACUUCAUCUUAGCUGUGGCUGCUGAUUGUAGGGCCCAGGAAUGGCAGGACCCGUCGCGCCUGGGAAUGCGUCAAUGGCUCCAGCGGAAGUCUCCUCCCCUGGCUUCGGAUCCCUUCCCCUUCAGCCACUUUCUCCAGCGGAGCUUGAUGGUACACUUGGAGGAAUUCGUGGACGCUUGCAUCUCCAACCUUCCAGAUAUGCUUCGAAAACUAAGAACCCAGGAGGAUGAGCAGAGACAGCUCAGCCAAAACCACGAGCAAGACUUUGAUCUCGAGCGCUUCCUGAUAAUCGUCUCAUAUGCCUACGAAGGGCGACCUGACGCGGCCAUGUCUUUCUGGGAGGAUCCAGAUAGCAACCUGGCCGGCUUCUUGCACUGGGCGUCAAGACGAGCAUCCACUCCGCUUGUGAGCGCGUUUUGCGAAAUGCUGCAGUGCCUCUCGGACAGUGAGGAAUGUGCAACGGCUGCUCACAUGUUUCUGCUAGACGAGGGCCACCAAUCUUCCGGCAAGAUGAAGCGCUCCCAGUCAUUGACGUGGUCCCAAAUCUUCAAAGAGCUGGAUUAUUUUACGAGACAGCUUCGUGAUAAGCCAGCGCCGGCACAGGCCCAGGUCAUGCAACGCCCCAGUAAACCUGGAGCUGACUUGGCCGAGACGGAGCCCGAGUCUGCAUUGAUGCUGGAGUGCUAUUUGAGACUGAUUGCCAAGCUGACAACAGAGAGCGCGGUUGCCCGGCAGAGGAUGUUGAUGGACGAGGAGAUGCGGCUGGUCGAUACACUCUUCAGGCUUGGAGAUGGUCCACUACCGGCUCGGCUCCGCGCUUGCAUCUUCUACGUCCUGAAAGCCUUGAUGACGCAAAAGCAAGUCCCCGAAAGUGAAGCGCUCUGGAGAUAUGUCGAUGCGUGGGCAACGAACACCCUGCCUAACCCGGGAGCCCAGCAAAGGGUGACAUACCUCGGGCAGCCUCUCACCCCGGAAGGUCACAUGGAAGCAAUCUUAAACGACCUUAGCGGUGGCUUCGAAGAGUCGAACGCGUUCAUUCAGCUUCUCGCGUCCCUCUUCGCCCCUCUUGAUGGCCCCGAGGGGCUGAACGACAGCCUGACGUUCCCCGAGGAUCUGGGGAGUAACAUUCGCGCGCCUGGGAUGGAGCCCUACGUCGACUUUGUCUUCCGCGUCUUCUCGCAGAAGUCCCAGGAGCUUGCAGAUCCUGGUCAGCUCAGAGCGCUGCGCCUCAGCUGUCUCGAAUUCGCCUUGACCUGCUUGUCGACUUUCAACGAGGACUUGAUCAUCUUGGGUAAUGAGAGCAAUAUUGCCAUUGACGUGGCGAUGCCGACUACCGAUCUGGCCACAUACGUUCGCCUUCAUCCGUUCGCCCGCGUCAUGGAGUGGCUGUUCAACGAAAAGGUUGUCAACGCCCUUAUUCGCACUAUCCACCAAGAUCCCGUCAGUCUAGGCAGCGCAUCUCCCGACUCGCCUCUGGUUCUCAGCAUUCUACGGGGCAUCCAAGUCAUGAUCAAGGCUCUCGACCUACAGGAGACUUAUCUGCACCUUGUGCGCCCUCUCGUUCAGUCGGAGAAGCAACGACGCGCUUCGGUGGCCAACGCCGCGUAUUCCUCCUUCGAGGACGGUAUCUUGAGCCACCUUGGCUUGGUGGUCGACCUGGGCAAGUACUGCAAUCUCGGCCACGGUGAGUUGACCCUUGCCUGUCUGAAGCUGCUCGAGAAGAUCUCUACGUCCCCCAGGAUCAUCUCGGCGUGGAACCCGGAUACCGGCCGUCUUGGGCACCGGAAUAAAGCGAUCGUCCAACUUGAGAAGGACGGGGAGGGGCAUACCAUCGCCGCGUCGCUCGCCGCAAAUAUCUCUGCCCCCUUGGACCCGGCUCUGGAGGCCGAGUCGGAAAAUUACGUGAUCAAGCUGUUUAUUCUGGAUUUCAUCUACGAGUGCCUCAAGGCGACGCCCGACCAGCCAACCAUCGCUCACCUCCUCCUCGGUUUCCACUGCGAGCUGAACCGGCUAACCAUCGAGCCGAGGGGGGCGUUUGACGCUCAGAAAUCACUGUUCCACAGUCUUCUCAAUAUCGCCAUUGAAAUCUCGGUGUACGAGGAGGAGCACGGCAUGCGCGGGUACCUGAUCACCUUGAAGUACCGGAUCCUGCGCAUCUUGCAGAUUCUCUGGAAGUCUCCACUAUCUGCCACUCUGGUUAUGGACGAAUUGAGAGCCACCAACUUCCUCUUCCACAUGCUUCUGAGGGAGAUCCAGAUCCAGCCGGACCUGAGAUGGGACGACUUGCAGGCGGACAACCCCGAGUUCCUGCUCUCAAACGCCUCGGUCGCGUAUAUCGAUUAUCUUGGGGCGCGAGCCAUGAUCUUUGAGUACAUCGGCAAAGAGCUGUGCAGCGUCUCGCAGAACAGGAUACCCUCCGUCAAGCGCCAGAUCUUCGACGCCUUGAACGGCACGAUCAAGAUGGACAACCAGGAGCCUUUGAGCCUCGCCAACAUCUUUGAUUUCUUUGACUUCCUCAAUCCCGACGCCAACUGGGACGUUCCGCCGCCGCAAUUUGUCUUCUACAAGGACCUCGACAUCAGACCGUCCGCCGUCGAGCAUCCAGAGGCGGGGUUACAGUAUAACAUUCACAAAGUACGGGAGACCAUCGCGCUGAAGCGGAACGAGUUCAGGGACUCGUUUCAAGUAAUGACCCCGCAGCAUCUGGACGCCAUCGAGACCGAAGAGAGAGUAUUGGUCGAGUACUUGACAUUUACCAAUCGUCAGAAGCUGUUCGGCGCGGCGAGGCUCACCCUGCUCAGGGCGUGGGCCAACCUGCUCCUGGUGAUGUUCGAAGCCAACGACUUUAAGGGCACGCAUAAGAUGGCGUUCCUGCUGCAAGCACUGCAGGCCAUCCUGCCAACCCUCGAGGCCUACAGCACGCUGAGCCACGCCGAAGCAUUCGAGCUUGCGCGAGUUGCCAAAGUGCUCCUUUUUAAGCUCGACCUCGACGAUGAUGACGACAGCUCCGGCUCGGCAGUGGAAAGAGAGAGAUUUGCCAUUGGAAACCUCAUCAGCGACAAGCUCUUCCAGCUCUUCCAGGUCUGUCUCAGCUCCAUUAGCAAGUGGGCAGGCAGUGCCGAACUCCGCUCGCUGUACUAUGGCAUCUGCUACCGCUACCUCACCGCCGUUGUCGACAGAGACGCCACGGCGGCGCCAGGGCCUCGCAGCCGCGGUCUCGCAACUGCCCGUGCCAGAACCUUGAAGGCAAUCCAACUCCACGGCGACCGCCUCCUCAACGUGAUCUGCGACGACGCUUACGGUAGCGAUAUUACCUGCCAAACCGCCGCUACCGUCCUCCUUUCGGCACUCGUCCACACCUCGCGGCGCUCGGACGACGAUGUGACCAUCAUCGAAUCUCUCAACCGUCUCAACUUCCUCGGCGUCCUCGUCGACUCCCUGAAAACCAUCCUCACCGACUGGCUCUCCGUCAUCAGCCCCCCCGCCAACUCCGGCCCCCCGAAUUCCGCCACCCAACAGCAGACCGAACAGUACCUCUCCGCUAAGCUCGCCCUCCUCCUGCAGAUCGCCCAGACGCGGCCCGGCGCAAAGUACAUCCUCCAAGCGAACCUGUUCCGCGCCCUCGAGAUCGCAGGCGUCUUCGCCGCGGACCCGGAGCUGCAGGUCGACGCCCGGGAUACCCGCGCGCUCGAGAAGCACUACACGCUGCUCGUGGCGCUGGCGCGCAUCGUCGGCGCGGCGGUGCUCGCGCGCGGCGCGCACAACGUGGUGCAGGGGCGGCGUUUCCUGACGCAGCACCGGAUGCUGGUUGUGCAUACGCUCAAGCGGAGCGCGGGGAUUGGGAUGGGCAUCGGCGGCGGCGGCGGUGGCGGUGGACAGUGGCAGGGGCAGGGGAAUGGGACCAGCCUGUUUGGCGGAAGUGUCGUGGCGAGAGGGGGAGGAGGGGGGGGCCAGGAUGACGCGGAAGCGCAGGCGGCGCUGGAGGAGAGGAUUGACGAGCUGGCGGAGGCAUUCAUGCUCCUGAUCACUGCGACCGACUUUUUGGAGUAUGAGGCGGGCCAGGUUCCUGCUGAGAAGCCGAGGGUGGCACCCACGCUUUUCCAUUGACGCUUCUCGUUACGAGGGCAAAAUAUCCUUGUAUCAUUGAACGGCAACGAGUGGCGGAAGGAGGAAUGAAUAGAGGGAAGAAGGAAAGCA